Molecule: messenger RNA, 1673 nt
Organism: Thamnophis sirtalis
Lineage: Eukaryota; Metazoa; Chordata; Lepidosauria; Squamata; Natricidae
Source: RefSeq, a predicted model, not a curated record
ACAGGUAGAAUCGACAAGUCGUACCCCACCGUUUGCGGCCACACCGGACCAGUGCUGGACAUUGACUGGUGUCCUCACAAUGACCAGGUGAUCGCCAGCGGCUCAGAGGACUGCACGGUGAUGGUCUGGCAGAUCCCAGAGAACGGUCUGACGCUGUCCCUGACGGAGCCGGUGGUCAUCCUAGAGGGCCACUCCAAACGAGUGGGCAUCGUAGCCUGGCACCCCACCGCCCGCAACGUGCUGCUGAGCGCAGGCUGUGACAACGCCAUCCUCAUCUGGAACGUGGGCACCGGGGAGCCCCUGAUCACCCUGGACGACAUGCACCAAGACAUGAUCUACAACGUCAGCUGGAACCGCAACGGCAGCCUCAUCUGCACGGCCUCCAAGGACAAGAAAGUCCGCGUGAUCGACCCCAGGAAGCAGGAAAUCAUGGCGGAGAAAGAGAAGGCGCACGAAGGGGCCCGGCCGAUCCGAGCCAUCUUCCUCUCGGACGGGAAUGUUUUCACCACGGGCUUCAGCCGCAUGAGCGAAAGGCAGCUGGCCCUCUGGAACCCCGUUCUUCAAACUUCACGAGAGGAAGUGUGAGCCGAUCAUCAUGACCGUCCCCCGGAAGUCUGACCUGUUUCAGGAUGACCUCUAUCCAGACACGGCUGGGCCUGAAGCCGCCCUGGAAGCCGAGGAGUGGUUUGAGGGGAAGAACGCCGACCCCCUCCUCAUCUCCCUGAAACACGGAUACAUCCCGGGGAAGAACCGGGACCUCAAAGUGGUCAGGAAGAACAUCCUGGACAACAAGCCGGCUGCCAACAAGAAGAGCGAUCUCAUCAGCACCCCAAAGAAAGCGACGGACACCUCAAACCCUCAAAACGAAGCCAAAUUGGAAGAAAUCUUGAAAGAGGUCCGAUCUCUCAAAGAGACACUCGCGCAUCAGGAGGAGCGCAUUUCCAAACUAGAACAGCAGGUGGCGAAGAUGUCCUUCUGAGAGCCAGCCGGGGAGGGGGAGGGGGUGUCUACGGCAGGGGGAGGAGGAAGGAAGCAGGAUUCGGACUGUGAGCCGCCUGCAGGGCUGCGGAGAGGGAACGGGGCACAGCCGGCGAGCCCAGCCCCGUCACGGCCGGGCAGCCGAGCCUUUUCCAGCCAGCAGCCCACCUCAUCUCCCGACGUCUUUGCGGCCAUUCCAGAACAGACACUGCCGCCUCCCUUCCUCGCGCUCGUCCAUCGGUCGGAGGGUCAUCCAUUCCACGGGAUCCGUAAGACGCCAGGAUCCCUGCCGGACUUCCUAGAAUCGGGGACCAAAAUUUCUUCAUUUAAACACACACACACACACACACACACAUUUGUUUUUUUGUUUUUACUUUCAAGUUGCCAAAAUCCAAAACUUUUUUUUUAAUCCUUUGAUUUUCAUUUCUUCCUUUUUACAGUAUUUUGUGUUUUUAAUCUAAAAGGACGCUGUGUACUUGUGCCAUCUGAGCAACAAACAAAUUGUGUAGGCCUGUUUACUUUGGAGCAACUGGUGCCCCCCCCCCCCCCGCCCCCCUUCCGCCAGGUCAAAAAGGCCCGUUUUAAUCUUUCCGAUUUCUGGUUCCCCUGAAAUCUGCCUGGAUUUGAGGAGGGGGAGGGGAGGCAGCCUUGCUUUCCCACCCGCUGCCAUUUCAAGGGACUGAAACCACCCACCC